Molecule: messenger RNA, 555 nt
Organism: Aphanomyces astaci
Lineage: Eukaryota; Oomycota; Saprolegniomycetes; Saprolegniales; Verrucalvaceae
Exons: 1
Coding region: 22-525 (167 amino acids)
Source: RefSeq, a predicted model, not a curated record
UUUGUGAUUCGCGCGGUUUCCAUGAAAGACCUCACAUCGGACCAGCGCCGCGCAGUGGUGGACCACCUCCUCUUGCGCGUUGUCCAAAAGCCAUGCAAACUUCAACGCGGUGCCAUAAAAGACGUGGCCCGCAUCUUUGGCCGCAAUCGCCACACGAUCUCCGAGAUUUGGAGGCGUGCAAACGUAUCACUUGGCGGCGACCUACCCAUGCGUGAAAUCGUAUGCGAGGACAUCUCAAGCCAAAAGAAGGGCAGGGUCGGUCGAAAGCAAAAGUAUACCGAUCUACCCGCACGUAUCCGAGCCGUUCCUGCUGCUCAACGUACAACAUUAAUGUACGUAGCUCAUGCCAUUGGUAUCCCUCCAAGCACGUUGAAGGACUACUAUAAACGUGGACUCUUGUUGAAGUACUUGGACAGCGUCAUGCGUGAAUUGUCGCUGCAAACUGCCAAUGACUUGGAAAUGAGUGAGAUCUUCACUGCAUUGGAAGAGCUUGUGAUCAGUUGCGAGGAUGAGGAAGGAGUGUAGGUUUUGCAUAAAAAAUUAAUUAUAUAUGAG